Messenger RNA from Fusarium pseudograminearum CS3096, 600 nucleotides. RefSeq lists its product as uncharacterized. NCBI's taxonomy places the organism in Eukaryota, Fungi, Ascomycota, Sordariomycetes, Hypocreales, Nectriaceae. The transcript is spliced from 3 exons. The record is from RefSeq and is a predicted model, not a curated record. Bases 1 to 600 code for a protein of 199 amino acids.
AUGAAGACCACUGCUUUCGCUGUCGCCCUCCUCGGCCUCUUCCCCACCAUCUUUGCCCAGGAGACUCUCGCUCCUUCGCCUACCGAGUCUGUCGGAUGUGAGCCUCACGGCGACCACUGGCACUGUGACGGUGCCAGGUCUACUCUUGCUACCGAGGCCAAGGUCACCACUGACGCUGAGCAUGACGACGACCAUGACCAUGACCACGAUACCACUGGAACUGGCUCACUGGCUCCCUCUCCCACUGAGUCUACUGGCUGCGAACCUCAUGGUGACCACUGGCACUGCGAGGCUGCCAAGACUGGUUCAUCAGAGGCCAAGGCUACCGAUGAUCACGACCAUGACCACGAGGACGAGGACCACUCUCACUCUGCUGGCGCAACCAAGUCUCUCUCUCCUUCUCCCACAGAAUCUACUGGCUGUGAGCCUCACGGCGACCACUGGCACUGCGACGCUGCUGUCACUGCUGCGGCCACUGGCUCUGGCUCUGCCACUGCAUCUGCUACCGAGAGCGACUCUGCUGCUGUGACCGACAACGCUGCUGUCGUUCAAAUGAUUCCUUUUGCAGGAAUUGUCGCCGCUGCUGUUCUUGCUCUGUAA